Molecule: messenger RNA, 353 nt
Organism: Olea europaea var. sylvestris
Lineage: Eukaryota; Viridiplantae; Streptophyta; Magnoliopsida; Lamiales; Oleaceae
Product: DNA mismatch repair protein MSH1, mitochondrial-like
Exons: 3
Source: RefSeq, a predicted model, not a curated record
GAUGGAGUCGUAACCAUAAAUUUUAGAAGCUAUGUUCCCCAUCUUAUGUAUCAUCUAGCUUCGUGCCAUCAUUUGCUGUUCCUUUCCAACAGUAUUAGGCAGUCCGAGCGCAUUUUGCGUGUCAAGGAAAGAAAAUAUUAUAUCAGAACUACUAAGAAACAGAAACAAUUGAAAAAUGUCCUGGAGGAGAAAGAUUAUGCUCACAUUAUGUGGUGGAAGGAGCGAAUUCAAAUGUGCAGAAAGCCUUCUUCUGUUCUACUGGUCAAGAGGCUUACAUAUUCUAAUCUUCUGGGAAUUGAUACUAGCUUGAGGAAUGGGAGGUAAUCUCUUAAAGUUUACAUGAUUAGCUGCAA